AUGGAGAUGGAGGUGGAUGACCAUGGCUCGGAUCCCAGUGUGGCUUCACCACACUCCUCCUCCUCCUCUUCUUCGUCUUCUUCGUCUUCCCCCACGGUUGCGGCGCCACCUUGUUGGCAGGAGGAAUACUACCCGCUGUCCCUCACCCAGGACCUGGGUAGUCUCACGAUUCAACCACACCUGGGCCGACGUUCCGCCCUUCGCCGGCAUGGCUUGCUCUAUAUCCAGCUUUAUAACACGUCCAAGGGGAUCUUUGCUGCUGGCAAUACCUACCCUUUGCCAACCAUGCCCUGGACACACUGGCGCUGGAUCCGGGCCUGGUUCGAGCAUGGCAGCACAUCGGGCAGGCUCUGA
This is a messenger RNA of Monascus purpureus, 354 nucleotides long. NCBI's taxonomy places the organism in Eukaryota, Fungi, Ascomycota, Eurotiomycetes, Eurotiales, Aspergillaceae. The record is from the annotation of a GenBank genome assembly.